AUGGCAGCUAAGAACGAUGACAAGAUUGCCAUGUCCGGCGAAGAUGUUUACGAAUACCCUCGAGUUGGUCCCCAAUACUCUGAUACCGGGGAUUUCCAGGAUAGAACGAUCUCUGUGAGGGAUUGGUUCACUGACCUUUUCUCUGAUAUUCCUGGUCAACUUCUUUAUUAUGUCAAGUCUCUUUUUCCUAUUGCUACUUGGAUACAUCGCUAUAAUCUCACCUGGUUCACCGGAGAUAUUAUUGCAGGACUUACUGUUGGGGCUGUUGUUGUUCCGCAAUCCAUGAGCUACGCCCUGCUUGCUUUCAUGGGCCCUGAGUAUGGGUUGUAUUCGAGUUUUGUCGGUGUCUUCAUCUACUGCUUCUUUGCUACUAGUAAAGACGUUACAAUUGGGCCUGUUGCUGUGAUGACUCUUGAAGUUGCAAAAGUCAUCACUCAUGUUAGGGAGAUACACGGCGAUACAUAUUCGGCCCCAGAAAUUGGCUCAGCACUUGCGUUGAUUUGUGGGGCUAUCUCAAUUGGUAUUGGCCUCUUGAGAAUUGGAUUCAUUUUGGAAUUUAUCCCUGCUCCCGCUGUUGCUGGGUUCGUUACAGGGAGUGCUUUUACCAUCGCAACAACCCAAAUCCCUGCACUUAUCGGUGUUCAAAAGUUGUUCAACACCCGCGAUGCCUCAUACAUGGUCAUCAUAAACACACUGAAGCACCUGCCAAAUGCAAAACUUGAUGCAGCUUUCGGAUUUACGGCUCUAUUUGGACUAUAUUUCAUACGCUGGGUACUCAAUAAACUGACGAAAAGAUACCCACAGCAUAAGAGGAAAUUCUUCUUCGCAAAUGUCACCCGAAAUGGAGUCGUGGUUAUUAUAGUUACUCUUGCUUCAUGGCUUAUUACAAGACACGAUCCCAAGGGACAUGCAAGAAUCACAAUUUUGAAGGAUGUGCCAAGAGGUUUUCGACAUGUUGGUCCUUUGAGGAUUGAUACUCCUUUAGUUCAGGCUAUUAUGCCGCAUAUUCCUGUUGCUACUAUAAUUCUGUUACUUGAGCAUAUAUCCAUUGGUAAAGCCUUUGGUAGAAUCAAUGACUACAAGAUCAACCCAAACCAAGAGGUUAUAGCUAUCGGGGCUACAAACAUCAUUGGAACAUUCUUUGGUGCUUACCCAGCCACUGGAUCAUUCUCACGUACUGCACUCAAAUCAAAGUCUGGAGUUCGUACACCAGCUGCAGGCAUCAUCACUGGUCUGGUAGUUAUUUUGGCUUUGUACGCGCUUACAGAUGCAUUUUAUUUCAUUCCUAUGGCUGGUUUAGCUGCUGUGAUCAUACACGCCGUAGGAGAUUUGAUGACACAUCCCCGCCAACUUGUCGUUUUCUGGCGUGUACAACCCAUUGAAGCGGUUAUCUUCUUAGCUUGUGUAUUUAUCAUCGUCUUCACGAACGUUGAAAACGGCAUUUAUCUUGCAACUGGUGCUUCAUUGGCACUUCUACUUUGGCGGAUCGCUCGCCCCAGAGGUCAAUUUCUAGGAAAAUUGCAGGUAUCUGACGGUAAAAAUACCAAGGAUGUUUGGGUUCCAAUCGACCGGCGGACAAUCAACCCGCACGUCAAGGUCCAGAAUCCGCCUCCUGGAGUAAUUGUCUUUCGUCCUACUGAAUCAUUCACCUAUCCAAAUGCCACUAGUCAAGUCGACUGUGUAGUGGAUGAAGUUAGACGCAUCACGAAACGUGGAAAGCAAAAUGCUUGGCCAACCCUCGGGGAUCGCCCGUGGAAUGAUCCUGGCCCACGAUCCGGCAUCAGCGCUGAAGCUGCCCGUAACGAUAAACGCCCUGUAAUGCGAGCCGUUGUCAUUGAUUUCGGUUCCGUGGCCACUAUCGACUCCACUGGUAUCCAAAGUCUUGUGGAUGCGAGGCACCAGAUCAACAAGUACGCUGACCGGGAAGUCGAGUUCCACUUUGCCAAUAUCAUAUCUCCAUGGGUUCGUCGUGCACUUAUCUCAGGAGGGUUUGGAUUUGGAUUACCACUGAAAGACUUUACGGAAAUGGCGCCUGUGGAGCCGGAGAACUCAUCUUAUAUGGGCAAUAGUUCAAGGAACGGUCCAGACUCAAAUGAUCUUAAGUAUAGGUUGAAGAAUUAUGUUACGAACACGGACUUUAAGGAUAAAAGGUUCCGGACAAAAGAUGGGUACGAUAUCAAUGUCGAAGAAAAGGGAGUAGGGGAAGAGGAACAGACACGCUGGGCGGCCCUUAUUUCGAACGAUACCCCAUUCUUUCAUUUGGAAAUACCAGAUCUUUCGGUUCUGCCUCCUGACAAGAGAGAGGCCGAUGCAGACUCUGAUUUUGGGCUUGAGAAGGUUCACGAAGAGGAAGACCUUGAUGACUCCAAAUCUGUCUAG
Morchella importuna is the source of this 2379-nucleotide messenger RNA. RefSeq lists its product as uncharacterized. Lineage: Eukaryota; Fungi; Ascomycota; Pezizomycetes; Pezizales; Morchellaceae. The record is from RefSeq and is a predicted model, not a curated record. Bases 1 to 2379 code for a protein of 792 amino acids. Gene Ontology annotation, molecular function: secondary active sulfate transmembrane transporter activity. Gene Ontology annotation, biological process: transmembrane transport. Gene Ontology annotation, cellular component: membrane. The transcript is spliced from 8 exons.